Messenger RNA from Schistocerca gregaria, 465 nucleotides. RefSeq names its product mitochondrial sodium/calcium exchanger protein-like. The coding region runs from base 1 to 465 and encodes 154 amino acids. Gene Ontology annotation, cellular component: membrane. The record is from RefSeq and is a predicted model, not a curated record. The transcript is spliced from 4 exons. Gene Ontology annotation, molecular function: calcium:sodium antiporter activity. NCBI's taxonomy places the organism in Eukaryota, Metazoa, Arthropoda, Insecta, Orthoptera, Acrididae. Gene Ontology annotation, biological process: intracellular calcium ion homeostasis; monoatomic cation transport.
AUGUUUACAUGUUCCCCUCACAUUGGUGAGAAGGGUGACAAAUUUAACUACAUCAAUCAUUAUGUUGUAGGCAGCAAGGAUACUAUCAGCUAUGAUGAAUCAUAUGAAGGUGGAGGUGUAUAUAUUGCUGACGUAUUUCCUCUGUGGUUACUCCUGUUUCUAGUAGGAGCUGCUGCAAGCUGUUUAGUUUUUUUCACAUCUGAAGUGACCAAAGCACCACGAUAUCAUAUGAUUUUUGCAAUUCUCGGCUUUAUAAGUGCAAUGAUAAUAGUUUUUCGCAUUGCUGGAGAGGUCAUAAGCAUUCUACAUUGUGUUGGAGUUGUUUUCAGAAUAUCAGAAGCUACAAUUGGAUUAUCAAUCCUGGCCUGGGGAAACAGUGUAGGAGGGCUGUUGCUGUUGUUCUUUUUCAGUUGUGGAAACCACUUUCUUAAGGAGUGUGGAAAGGCAGGAAAAGAGAAAUUCUGA